This is a messenger RNA of Pocillopora verrucosa, 591 nucleotides long. The record is from RefSeq and is a predicted model, not a curated record. Lineage: Eukaryota; Metazoa; Cnidaria; Anthozoa; Scleractinia; Pocilloporidae.
CUCCUCCGUGCACAGCUGGACUUGACGUUGCAAUCGUUCUCGACAAAUCCCAGAGUGUUAAAUUAGGUAAUCUGGCAAAGGUUAUCACCUUCUUGGGUAAACUGGUUGGAAGCUUCCACCCUGCUCCUGACGCAGAUCACUUCGGCCUUAUUACCUUUAACAAAAACGCACAACUGUCUUUCACACUUGGCAACUCACAAUAUCACGAUAAAGACGCCCUAUUACAGAAAAUAGCCGAAGAACCAAUGGUCCUACAGUAUCAAACUCGCACCGAUAUGGCUCUCCUUAUGGCGAGGGACGAGAUGUUUACUGAGGCAGGAGGAGACAGACCAGACAAACCAAAUAUCAUGAUUGUACUCACAGAUGGAAAGCCAACAAAUCCAAACAGCAACUUUGACUUCAAGGCAUUUGCUAAAGAGAUAUCGAAAGAUUUCAAGGAAAAGAAAGUCAACAUUGUAGCAGUGGGCAUCGGUCCAGGAGUGGAGGAAGACACUUUGCACGAUAUCGCUGGCACAGGACCUGUGGUUCAGGUGGAGGCGUUCGAUAAGCUUGAUGAAAUGAUGAAAAAAAUCAAGGCAUCAGCAUGUUCGG